ACUUCACAGGUAUACCCUUCUCCCUCCUAGUGUAACACAGAGAUGAUAUUUUUCCGAAUAACGGUGGAUUUCUGAAUUUUUGGGAGUCUAAAAUAUUGGCCCACUAGCACUAAUAGGUGGCCCCUAAGACCCCACAGCAUACAUGUAUAUUUUGACUUUUUCACUAUAUAAAUGGCAGUCCUCAUCCCUGGUAUCCAUAAUAAAUAGUAGAAGGAGUAAUAUCCUUGAUGGGCCACUGUUACAUUUGUGAUUGAUGACAUUUAGUCAUAUGGCUCAUAUCCUUUACAUAGUUGCCAUUGUUAUCUGUGCCAAUCCUUCUUCUACCACUUUGUGUUCUCUUCCUGGAAUAUACAGAAUCCUGAUCCUGCAUAUGCAGUGGAUUCAUCAACAUUCAAGAUGGCAACAGAAAGGUCCCUGUUAGGCUACCAGAUCUCCAACUUUGUAAGCAUGUACAUAGGCUACGCCUUUUACAUGAUGAACAGAAAAGCUUUCAGUUUUGCACUGCCAGUAAUGAUAAAGCAAGAGGGACUAUCCAAAAGUGAUUUAGGUAUGGUUCUAAGCAGUAAUUAUGUAGCUUACACAAUUAGUAAGUUUCUGGCAGGUGUGCUGUCUGACAGAAUCCCACCCAAUAUUCUGUUCUCUGUGGGUUUGUUCUUCUCAGGUGUGGCUGUCACCAUAUUUUCAGAGACAUCGCAAGUAUGGCUGUUUGUUGGAAUUUGGUUUAUGAAUGGCCUAUCUCAGGGUGCAGGAUGGCCCUCUUGUGUAAAAGUACUCAAACAUUGGUUCAGCCCAGCAACAUUUGGCACAUGGUGGGGAGUGCUGUCAACCUCCAUGAAUGCAGCUAACAGCUUAGGGCCUUUUAUAGCCAUGUUUAUCAUGCUCCAUUAUGACUGGAGGUUUUAUAUGAAACUACAAGGUGUAACAACAUGUAUAUUUGCCAUGAUUGUUUUCUUUGCCAUCAAGAACUCCCCUAAAUCAGUUGGGAUAGACUAUGAUAUACAGGGUGCUGCCUCAGAGAAGAAAGAUGAUGACAAAAAAUCUAAAGGAGAUUCUUUAGAAAAUAGCACUGCCACAUGGAGAGAUCUCAUAGCCAGUCCAUUUCUCUGGGUUAUCUCACUUCUAAUAUUGUUAAUAUUGGGGACCACUACAGCUGUGAUAGACUGGGGUCAGUUAUAUCUCAUACAAGAUAGAGAACAGAGCAACUAUGUAGGCAGCACAUUCAUGAGUCUCUAUGGAAUAGGUGGUACAAUUGGAAGUAUUAUACCAAGUUACAUUGCUGAUAGACUAGUGGCCAAGCAAAGUCCUGGUUCUACCUUCAACCCUAGAUUGACUGUGGUGCUGGCGCUAAGUGCUCUCACUGUUAAUUUCUUACACCUGUUUACCUACUGUGUCACAUCAGAGAGUUCGCAGCUGUGGAUCAGCGUGCUGGCCUUUGGCCUAGGGUUUGGACUGUACGGCAGUGUGGCCCUCCUGGGGGUGGUAGCUGUGGAGUGUGCCCCGCCCCACCUCAGCGGGACAUCACAUGCACUGUAUGGGAUUGGAUCUAAUGUUGGCUCUGUGCUUGCUGGCUUACCUCUUAGCUACGUAGCCAAGUAUUACAACUGGUCAGGAGUAUUUGUUGUGCUGGAGGCAGUUGGGAUACUCACAGUGGCCAUAUUGGUGGCUUGUAGGUGGAUGAGCCAUGUAAUAGCAGUAGACAAGAAAAAGAAGACGGACUGAGGGUGGUGGGUUGGUCUGAACUUGACAGGUAUUUUUUUAAGUAUUUUCCACAUUUCUUCAGUGAUGAUGUUGAUUUACCCCUUGUAUUAUGAAGCCUUUAACCUUGAUUUGCAAAGUCAAACCUUGUAUAUUUUAAGUCAUUUUGAAACUGCAGGGAGUGUACUUUAUUUUUUAAUUUUU
This is a messenger RNA of Lingula anatina, 1899 nucleotides long. Its product is annotated as glucose-6-phosphate exchanger SLC37A4. Gene Ontology annotation, molecular function: glucose 6-phosphate:phosphate antiporter activity. NCBI's taxonomy places the organism in Eukaryota, Metazoa, Brachiopoda, Lingulata, Lingulida, Lingulidae. Gene Ontology annotation, biological process: phosphate ion transmembrane transport; glucose-6-phosphate transport. Gene Ontology annotation, cellular component: endoplasmic reticulum membrane. The record is from RefSeq and is a predicted model, not a curated record.